Messenger RNA from Chara braunii, 658 nucleotides. The record is from the annotation of a GenBank genome assembly. NCBI's taxonomy places the organism in Eukaryota, Viridiplantae, Streptophyta, Charophyceae, Charales, Characeae.
UGAGGAGGAGGAGGAGGCGAUGGACGAAUAGAAGGAGGAGGAGGACGAGGAGGGGGAGGAGGAGGAGGAGGAGAGAGGAGGAGAAUAAGGCUACGAGGAGGAGGACGAGGAAGAGGAGGAGGAACCGAAGGGGAUGGAGGAGGCGAUGGAGGAGGAGGAGUAGGAAAUGGAGAAGGAGGCUUUGGAGGAUGCGGCUAUGGAGGAGGAGGUUGAGGAGGACGAGGCUAUGGAGGAGGAGGAGGAGAGGAGGGCGAGGCCGAGGAGGAGGAGGAGAGGAGGGCGAGGCCGAGGAGGAGGAGGAGGAGGAGAGCAAGGAGGAUUAGGACACGGAGGACGAGGAUAUGGCGAGGGACGAAGAGGAGGAGGAGGAGAUGGAGGAGGAGGAGGAGGAGGAGGCAAUGGGGGAGGCGGUGGAGGAGGAGGCUAUGGAGGAGGCGAUGGAGGAGACUAUGGAGGAGGCGGCGAUGGAGGAGGGUAGGAAAUCAGAGGAGUACGAGAUGGAAGAGGCGAUGGAGGUGGAGGCUAUGGAGAAGGAGGAGGCUAUAGAGGAGGGGUAUAGGAAAUCGGAGGAGUACGAGAUGGAGGAGGCGAUGGAGGACAAGGAGUGGUGGAGAAGAGAUGCAAUGGAUCAAUCAAUCAAUCAAUCAAUCAAACAAUC